Messenger RNA from Penicillium waksmanii, 1170 nucleotides. RefSeq names its product NAD(P)-dependent alcohol dehydrogenase. The coding region runs from base 1 to 1170 and encodes 389 amino acids. Gene Ontology annotation, biological process: D-sorbitol catabolic process. NCBI's taxonomy places the organism in Eukaryota, Fungi, Ascomycota, Eurotiomycetes, Eurotiales, Aspergillaceae. The record is from RefSeq and is a predicted model, not a curated record. Gene Ontology annotation, molecular function: zinc ion binding; L-iditol 2-dehydrogenase (NAD+) activity. The transcript is spliced from 3 exons.
AUGGCCCCUUCAGUCCUCGUCGACCAGCCCAUCGCUAGCGCAGUCACGCCCAAGGCGCUGGCUCAGACGACGCUCAAGCCCUCACAUCCAAACCCUUCACUCCAGGUGACAGCCGACCAUAAGUUGAAAGUAGUCGAAGCUCCCGUCAACGCGCCCGGACAUGGCGAGGUAUUGGUACAUAUUAAGGCGACCGGAAUCUGCGGAUCCGACAUUCAUUUCUGGAAGACCGGUCGCAUCGGAUCAUUGGUUUUUGAAGGGGAUUGCAUUAUCGGCCACGAGGCGUCGGGAAUCGUCCUGCAAUGCGGCGAGGGUGUGAGCCAUUUGAAGGCUGGCGAUAGAGUCGCAGUGGAACCUGGCGUGCCCUGCGAACACUGCUUUCUGUGUGACGAAGGUCGCUACAAUCUAUGCGAGAAUGUUCAAUUCGCCGGCGUCUAUCCUUAUGCCGGUACAAUUCAACGAUACAAAGUACAUCCAGCCAAGUGGCUGCACAAGAUCCCAGACAACGUCACUUUCGCCGAGGGCGCCCUUCUUGAGCCCCUCUCCGUCGUGAUGCACGGUAUCAAGACUGCCGGCUUGAGCCUCGGCCGUGGUGUCGUGGUAUGCGGUGCUGGUCCUAUCGGUUUGAUCGCGCUGGCCGCGGCUCGAGCCUCUGGAGCCCAUCCCAUCGUUGUGACUGAUCUCGAGCCUUCGCGUCUGGCAUUCGCCAAGGAGUUUGUCCCUUCCUGUAUUACCUAUCAAGUGGACCGGACUAAGGACGCCGAGGGUAAUGCCCAAGCUAUCCGGGCUUUGUUCGGGGAUAGUGAGUACGUUGCUCCGGAGACAAUUCUGGAGUGCACAGGCGUGGAAAGCAGCGUGUGUACUGCCGCAUACACCUGUCGUCGUGGCGGCACCGUCAUGGUGAUUGGCGUUGGAAAAGCUAUCUUGAACAACCUUCCUUUCAUGCACAUUUCUCUAGCAGAGAUUGAUCUACGAUUCAUCAAUCGGUACCGCGACACUUGGCCCCCGGCCAUCCAGUGCCUGAGUGGUGGCAUCCUGGACUUGAAGAAACUGGUCUCUCAUGUCUUCCCCCUCGAAAAGGCAGAGGAUGCCUUGCAUCUCUGCGCCGAUACACGGAAGGGAAGCAUCAAGGUAUUGGUAAUAGAUGAGGAAGAAGCAUCAUUAUGUGCUUAA